AUGGAUGACGGUGCGGUCGCCAUCGUUCGAAUACCCCAUCCAAAUGCUGGUCCGUCACGAUACACAAAUGCCUCAGAAGUCGCUACCAUGGAGCUUGUUGGAUCGGUUCUUCAAAUCCCCGUUCCUAAAGUUCUGGCCUGGUCCGCGUCUAUCAUUGUGGAAGAGGCCAAAGGCAAGCAACUGACGCAGCUGUGGGAGCAAAUGGAUUUGGAAGAGAAGAAAAGCAUCAUAGAUGACAUUGUCACCAUUGAGCAGAAGCUUCUCUCUAUCUCGUUCACUAUUGCGCACCGAGAAAUGGCAUACAUGGGCAAAGCUUCUACAUCUGGUGCCUCAGUUUCCGGCUAUGUGAAGUUGUCCCAAGCACAGUUGUCACCACAGGAGCAUACCCAGCUAUUACAGAGGUAUUUUGCUUCAAUAUCCAACCUCUUUCCCAAUGAUCCAGACCUACUUCGUUCAGUGUUAUGGCAUCCUGACCUUCAUGACGGCAACAUUUUCAUCCACGAAGGGAAGAUCUCAAGCAUUAUAGACCGGCAGUCCGUUUGGACCGGACCCUUAAUGUUACAAGCUCGAACUCCCAGACUGAUCAAUUACAAUAUGGAUAUAAUAUUAAAACUUCCAGAAAAUUUCAAGGAACUUAAUAACGGCGAAAAGGAACGGAUUAGAGAUCAAGUUUCAAAGUCUAUUCAACUGUAUAUCUACAAGCACGGAACGGGAAGACGCAACCCGCUACUAAACAAAGCCCGAAGGCAACCGUUUGGCAAAACUUUGGCUCAACUUUCUGAGCUGGGUACGACGAACCCGUGUCCCUUUCAUUUUUCAGAAGACGAGAUUCGGCAGCACCACGAGGACGGAGAGGGAUUCAACGAGACGCCGGAUUUCUGGGACUCAGUGGAAGGAAUUGUGGAUAGAAGUGGUUGGACUAUCCCCGAAAAUUUCGAUACUGCAGUGGACUACUUUUCCAAAUUACGGGAGGAAGGUCUGCGCACAUUAACCGGAGAGGAACGUCGGGACUUUGAAUUACAAACUCGUUGGGUGCUUCGGACAGUGUCGCAAGGCAAACUAGCUUGA
This is a messenger RNA of Histoplasma mississippiense, 1068 nucleotides long. RefSeq lists its product with no specific name. Bases 1 to 1068 code for a protein of 355 amino acids. Gene Ontology annotation, cellular component: mitochondrion. The record is from RefSeq and is a predicted model, not a curated record. The transcript is spliced from 4 exons. NCBI's taxonomy places the organism in Eukaryota, Fungi, Ascomycota, Eurotiomycetes, Onygenales, Ajellomycetaceae.